CUGAAUAGGAGUUUUCUAGAACUUUUUCCCCCUUCUCCAAUCUUCUUGUUCUCAGUAUCGCAACCUUUUGUUUUGGUAUUUACGUUCAAUUAUCCAAUUCCAAACAAUUACUGCUGCUUUGAUCUUACAUGGCUGUAGUGAUGAUUCGAAGGACGGCCACCUCCGCCACCGUCAGGCUCACCCGAUACCCUCUACUCACCGCCAUUGAUGGCUCUUCGGCUUCGUGCGUCUCUCGCUCUCAGUCUCGCUUGCAUUCCUCCAUUGCUACUAGACCAGCUGUUUAUACGGGCUAUAUACCUUACUUUCUUCAUAGCGGUUCUAUCGGACACAACAGGAUUUCUUCAUCAUCGCCUCGUCUUUAUUCAACUGCUGCCAAUCCUUCCCAGUUCAACAAUAAGGAUUACACCGAGAUGGCAUGGGAAGGGAUUGUUGGUGCUGUAGAUGCAGCACGAGGAAGCAAACAACAAAUUGUAGAGUCUGAGCAUUUAAUGAAAGCCCUUUUGGAGCAAAAAGAUGGUUUGGCAAGAAGGAUACUUACAAAGGCUGGGUUAGACAACACAUCAGUUCUACAAGCCGUAGAUAAUUUUAUAGCUCAACAACCAAAGGUUACUGACACCAGUAGCCCUGUACUUGGGUCACAUUUAAGUUCUCUGUUGGAAAAUGCAAGAAAGAAUAAAAAAGAAAUGGGAGAUGAGUUUGUUUCUGUUGAACAUCUUGUUUUGGCAUUCCCUUCGGAUAAGAGGUUUGGAAAGCAAUUGUUCAGCAACUUGCAGUUAAGUGAGAAGUCAUUAAAGGAUGCUGUGCAAGCUGUUCGUGGAAGUCAGAAAGUAACUGAUCAAAAUCCUGAAGGGAAAUACGAGGCACUUGAAAAAUAUGGGAAUGAUUUGACUGAACUUGCUAGAAGGGGUAAGCUGGAUCCAGUAAUAGGCCGGGAUGAUGAAAUCCGGAGGUGCAUCCAGAUAUUGUCUAGAAGAACAAAAAACAACCCGGUUAUCAUUGGUGAGCCUGGUGUAGGGAAAACUGCUAUUGCUGAAGGGUUAGCUCAAAGAAUUGUACGUGGAGAUGUUCCAGAGCCUCUCAAGAAUCGUAAGCUGAUAUCUCUGGACAUGGGUUCCUUGCUUGCUGGUGCUAAGUACAGAGGAGAUUUUGAGGAGCGGCUUAAAGCUGUUUUGAAGGAGGUCACUGCUUCAAAUGGACAAAUUGUUUUAUUCAUUGAUGAGAUCCACACUGUAGUUGGUGCAGGAGCUGCUGGUGGAGCAAUGGAUGCUGGGAAUUUAUUGAAACCAAUGCUUGGGCGAGGUGAGCUUCGAUGUAUUGGAGCCACAACAUUAAAUGAAUACCGAAAGUACAUUGAAAAGGACCCUGCUUUGGAACGAAGAUUCCAACAAGUAUUCUGUGAUCAACCAUCUGUUGAAGACACAAUUUCCAUUCUUCGUGGGCUCCGCGAGCGAUAUGAACUUCAUCACGGGGUCAAAAUAUCCGAUGGUGCUUUAGUUUCAGCAGCUGUUCUUGCUGAUCGAUACAUCACAGAACGCUUUUUGCCCGACAAAGCAAUUGAUCUGGUUGAUGAAUCUGCUGCAAAAUUAAAAAUGGAGAUUACAUCUAAACCGACCGAGUUAGACGAGAUAGAUCGAGCUGUCUUGAAGCUCGAGAUGGAGAGACUCUCUUUAAAAAACGACACGGAUAAAGCAUCAAAAGAAAGGUUGUCCAAAUUAGAUUCUGAUUUGGAAACUUUAAAACAGAAACAGAAAGAGUUUAAUGAACAAUGGGAACGCGAAAAGUUACUGAUAACCCGCAUACGCUCAAUCAAGGAAGAGAUUGAUAGGGUGAACCAAGAAAUGGAAGCUGCUGAGCGUGAUUAUGAUCUAAACCGUGCUGCGGAACUCAAAUACGGGACAUUGAUGACACUUCAGCGCCAGCUAAGCGAAGCGGAGAAGAAUCUUUCCGACUACCAGCACUCGGGGAAAUCAUUACUCCGUGAAGAAGUAACCGAUAUCGACAUUGCUGAAAUUGUAAGCAAAUGGACGGGAAUACCCUUAUCAAAUCUUCAACAAUCCGAGAGAGACAAACUCGUAUCCUUAGAACACGUUCUCCACAAACGAGUUGUCGGGCAGGACAUGGCGGUGAAAUCGGUUGCAGACGCGAUACGUCGGUCGCGUGCAGGACUCUCGGAUCCAAACAAACCGAUAGCAAGCUUCAUGUUCAUGGGCCCCACCGGUGUCGGGAAAACCGAACUUGCGAAAGCUCUUGCUAGUUAUCUUUUUAAUACCGAAAACGCCCUUGUGAGAAUUGAUAUGUCUGAGUACAUGGAGAAACACGCGGUGUCACGGUUGGUGGGUGCACCGCCGGGGUACGUGGGUUAUGAAGAAGGCGGUCAGCUUACGGAAACGGUCCGUAGAAGGCCGUAUUCGGUGGUUCUUUUUGAUGAGAUUGAGAAAGCGCACCAUGAUGUGUUUAAUAUCUUGUUACAGUUGUUGGAUGAUGGAAGAAUAACGGAUUCUCAAGGGCGUACUGUUAGUUUUACAAAUGCGGUUGUUAUAAUGACAUCUAACAUCGGGUCCCACUAUAUACUGGAAACGCUUCAAACUACACAUGAUAGUAAGGAUGCGGUUUAUGAAUUAAUGAAACGACAAGUGGUUGAGUUGGCUAGGCAGACUUUUCGCCCUGAGUUUAUGAAUCGGAUUGAUGAGUAUAUUGUUUUCCAACCACUUGAUGCCACACAAAUCAGACAUAUAGUCCAGAUCCAGUUGAAUCGGGUGAAAGAUAGGUUGAAACAGAAGAAAAUCGAUCUUCAUUACACAGAGGAAGCUACAGAUAUUCUUGGGAAACUUGGGUUUGAUCCUAACUUUGGAGCACGACCAGUGAAGAGAGUGAUACAACAAAUGGUGGAGAAUGAAAUCUCGAUGGGGAUAUUGAGAGGGGAUUUUAAUGAAGAUGAUACUAUAAUUCUAGAAGCAUCCACAUCGGGUAAAGAUGGUUUGCGUAUUAGGAAACUGGAGAGCCAAUCAGGAGUCGAUGAAAUGGUUGCCAGUAACUAAUAUGCCACGUGAUAGAAACCAAGAAAAUGUAGCAUUAGAAAAAGGGGUUAAUACAAGAAAGCUCUUAACUUUUUUAUCUAGAAGUGUAUUUUUUUUUCUUCUAAUUAAACCCUCAACUCUAAGGGGCUGCUUGUUGAUUUGGCGUUUUUAGCGAGAAAGUCCUAAUAUUUUCGGAAAAGUUUCAUUUUAGUCCCACAAAAAAAUUUGACCGGAAAACUCCCGAUUAUUUGAUUUUACACGAU
This is a messenger RNA of Lactuca virosa, 3280 nucleotides long. NCBI's taxonomy places the organism in Eukaryota, Viridiplantae, Streptophyta, Magnoliopsida, Asterales, Asteraceae. The record is from the annotation of a GenBank genome assembly.